CCCACCCUCUCGAUCGCCGGAAGUCGAGGAUCUCGUCGACGAGCAACUGUCGGUCCUCCUCUUCUUCUUCUUCCGACUUGCGAUUCCUCCGGUAGUGAGUCGGGUGUCUCUCCAGUGCUUUCAGUGAGUGGUACGCGCGAGUGCGACGAGGGAGAGCCUCAGUUACUGAGCAGAGAGGUCCCUCGAGCUUCCCCGCUCGCCGAGCCGCUGGCGAGCGGCGCGAUCGCGUAGGUGGGUGUCCGAGUCAUGCAAGCGGCGAGGAGGAGGAGGAGGUAUCCGAGUGCAAGGGCGCAGCUCGACCUGGCGGCGACGAAGAGGAGGAGGAGGAUCCGCGAGGAGUGAGGACGCAUCGGCCGGGAGGCACCGCGCGCGAAUGAUUUUCUGACAGCCGCGUAUCUUCCGUCUCUCUGCCACCCGCCUGAGAGGAAGCCUUAGGACGAGGAGGCGCGUCGUGAAUCGUCCGGAAGAUCCUGAGAGCGAGGAUGGACGAGGACGACGCGGAGGGGGUGCGUGCUGGGAGCACGAGGAUCAGCAGCGUGAAGUUCACCUCUCGGAAGGUGACUUUGCUGGCGCAGGAGUCGGCGGAGGACUCCGACACGAUGGAGUGCGCCUCGGAGAACGAGGUGGAGAACCUGCCGAAGGACGAGGAGGGCCAGCUGAGGCGCGGGAGGAUGGACGAGAGGAGCCGGUACUCCCUGGAGGUGCCGGACGAGGUCGAGUCGACGUUGCUGCGCAGAAGGACGACCUCGUCGACGACGACGACGACGUUGUCGUCGUCGCUGCGCGUGAACGAGGACUCGAGGUACUCCGGCACGCGACUCGGCUUCUUCAUGACGACGAAUCGUAGCCCGCAGUCCAGCUCGAGCCAGGAGGAGUACGAGCCCGAGGUGAAGAGCAUCUCCAGGCUGCAGAUACGCCAGCAGCAGCAGCAGCACUUAUUGACAGCCGGGGUGAGCGGCCAGGCGACGGCGAGGUCGAUGGAGAGCCUCCGCUCGUCCCGUAACUUCCUCAGCGCGGACGAGCGUUACAGCGAGGACUCGAAGUCCAUGGAGUCGCUGUCCUCGUCGUCCGAGACGCAUGUCGCCUCCGGCAGGAGCCACUACCGGAGCUUCCUGACGUCCUCGGCGAGGGACGUGCGCAGGAUCGCGACGCAGGUCGAGUCGAAGAGCAGCGAGAACCUGCACCGCGAGGAGAGCCUGAACGCCGAGAUGAGGCGCGGCCUGUUCGCCAAUACCGGCCUCGAGAGGAAGAUCCCGCAGCACCUCAGCCUGCCGCCCCCGUCGAACGUGUUCUCGCUCACCAGCCCCGGCGGCAGCGACCGCAAGAUCACGAUCCUCAGCCCGCACUCGCCGCUACAGUCGAGCGAGUUCCAGUUCGCCCAGCAGACCCUCAAGAGCCGGCGGAAGAAGGCCAUCGUACUGCCGAGGUUGGUGUUGCCCCGAAGCGAAUCCGAGGUCUUUCUAGACUUCGACGUGGAGAAUGGCGCCUCGACUUUGGACGGCGGCGCCGGGGGCGGAGGCGGCGCCUCGCCGAGCGCGGGGCUCGUUCUCCAGACGCUGCCCCAGCGACGGGAGAGCUUCCUAUACCGGAGUGACAGCGAUUUCGAGAUGUCGCCGAAGUCGAUGUCUCGGAACAGCUCCAUCGCCAGUGAAAGGUUCAAAGAGACAGAGCUUCCUGUCGAGCGAGCGAUAUUUACCGAUCAGUACAGCCAUGGCGAGGACCUCAUCGUUACACCCUUCGCACAGAUUCUUGCUUCUCUGCGCUCGGUCAGGAACAAUUUCCUGUCGCUCACAAAUGUACCGACGAAUAAAUCUCGAAGGAGCAGCGGCCAACAGGGCAGCAGUACGCCACAGCCGCGGAUUUUGGCGCCAGGAGAGGAGCCCUUCAUGAAGCUGGCUGUGGAAACGAUAGAGGAACUAGACUGGUGUUUGGAUCAGUUGGAGACCAUUCAGACGCAUCGAUCCGUGUCCGACAUGGCAUCCCUGAAGUUCAAGAGAAUGCUUAACAAGGAGCUGUCGCACUUCUCGGAGUCGUCGAAAUCCGGGAACCAGAUCUCGGAGUACAUCUGCAGCACCUUCCUCGACAAGCAACAGGAGCUGGAUCUGCCGUCUCUGCGGAUCGAAGAUGCGGUCGCUGCGGCAGGUAGCGCGGACGCACGGGCGGCGAAGAAGAAGGACCGCGCACAAAGGGGCCCCGCCGCGAUGUCGCACAUCAGCGGCGUGAAACGGCCGUUGACACACACCAAUAGCUUCACCGGGGAACGCGUGCCACUCCACGGGGUGGAAACGCCGCACGAAGAGCAGCUCGGCAAGCUGCUGUCGGACAUCGACAAGUGGGGCAUCGACAUCUUCAGGAUAGGCGAGCUCAGUAACAACCGACCUCUCACCUGCGUGGCGUACACGGCCUUCCAGAGUCGAGAUCUGCUCAAGUCGCUAGCGAUACCGCCGAAGACUUUCGUCACCUUCAUGAUGACCCUAGAAGAUCAUUACGUGAAGGACAACCCCUUCCACAACAGCCUCCACGCGGCCGAUGUGACCCAGUCCACUCAUACUCUGCUCAACACGCCCGCGCUCGAGUCCGUGUUCACGCCGUUGGAGAUCACCGCUGCGUUGUUCGCGGCCACCAUUCAUGAUGUAGACCAUCCGGGACUCACGAAUCAGUUCCUCAUCAACUCAAGCUCCGAGCUCGCGCUGAUGUACAACGACGAGUCCGUGCUGGAGAACCACCACCUGGCGGUGGCGUUCAAGCUGCUGCAGAACGAGGGUUGCGACAUAUUCGUGAACAUGACGAAGAAGCAGCGGCAGACGCUACGGAAGAUGGUGAUCGACAUGGUGCUGUCGACGGACAUGUCGAAGCACAUGUCGCUGCUGGCGGACCUGAAGACCAUGGUGGAGACGAAGAAGGUCGCCGGGUCGGGCGUGCUGCUGCUGGACAACUACACCGACCGCAUCCAGGUGCUGGAAAAUCUCGUGCACUGCGCCGACCUGUCGAACCCGACGAAGCCGUUGCCGCUGUACCGGCGCUGGGUGGGCCUGCUGAUGGAGGAGUUCUUCCUGCAGGGUGACCGCGAGCGCGAGCAGAACAUGGACAUCAGUCCCAUGUGCGACCGGCACAGCGCCACGAUCGAGAAGUCGCAGGUCGGCUUCAUCGACUACAUCGUCCACCCGCUCUGGGAGACCUGGGCGGACCUGGUGCACCCGGACGCGCAGGAUAUCCUGGACACGCUGGAGGAGAAUCGCGACUGGUACCAAUCCAUGAUACCGCCGUCGCCGCCCUCGGACGACCAGCAGCAGCAGCCGGCCAACGAGAGCCAGUCGGAGAGGAUACACUUCCAGGUGACGUUGGAGGAGGGCGACGAGACCGUGGAGCCCGGCGAACCCGGCGAGUUCUCCAGCGAGGACGCGGGCGGUGAGACGGAGGAGAACGCCGCCGAGGCUGGGAUGUGACGGAGGCUCGCCGGUAUUUGCAGGAAGCUCCACGAGAAGGUGCAGCAGACCUGGUGGCGUGUGCGCCAGUGACAUUCGCAUCUGGCCGCGCUCAGCCGGUGUCUCUUUGUAUCGACCUAUUUAUUGAUCGCCCUCGGCUAGGAACGCCGGGGCGGGAAGCACGGUGGGAGCCGUCUGGACGGCCGAGGCGGGUGACCGUCGUCGGCGCGACGCGCCAACGUGGACGACGGGGGGAGGAAGAGAGUCAGCUUUGCUCUCCGCUUUCGAUGGAGGAGGACGAGAAGCCACGAUCGCCGCGCCUCGGCUGGACCGAGAGCGGAAGCCUCAGUCUUCGUCGUCGUCGUCGUCGUCGUCGAGCGAACACUUUCAAUACGUUUGUUUGAUAUACCGUACCGUCGUACGGGGAAUAAGGAAGCGGACUCUCUCUCGAGCGGUCUCGCAUUGACCUUCUUCUAGCAAUCCGGGAGGGGCGAAUCUCUUCACCAAGUACCUGCGCGCCCAAGGAAAGCUGCCUGCGAUAUAUCGAGUGUGGGCGGCGAGACGUUCUUUUUUUCUCUCUCACACACACACGUACACACACAUGUACGGCGGAGGAGGAGGAUUUCAUCGCACGACUUGAAGAGGGGGCACGGUGUCGUGGUCGGAG
Dinoponera quadriceps is the source of this 4092-nucleotide messenger RNA. RefSeq names its product cAMP-specific 3',5'-cyclic phosphodiesterase, isoform F (gene dnc). Gene Ontology annotation, molecular function: 3',5'-cyclic-AMP phosphodiesterase activity. NCBI's taxonomy places the organism in Eukaryota, Metazoa, Arthropoda, Insecta, Hymenoptera, Formicidae. Gene Ontology annotation, biological process: signal transduction. Gene Ontology annotation, cellular component: cytosol; perinuclear region of cytoplasm; nucleus. The coding region runs from base 483 to 3446 and encodes 987 amino acids. The record is from RefSeq and is a predicted model, not a curated record. The transcript has 13 exons.